This is a messenger RNA of Phyllopteryx taeniolatus (common seadragon), 3220 nucleotides long. It is a transcript of the gene slc32a1, whose product is annotated as solute carrier family 32 member 1. The transcript has 2 exons. Gene Ontology annotation, cellular component: vacuolar membrane. NCBI's taxonomy places the organism in Eukaryota, Metazoa, Chordata, Actinopteri, Syngnathiformes, Syngnathidae. The record is from RefSeq and is a predicted model, not a curated record. Bases 340 to 1944 code for a protein of 534 amino acids. Gene Ontology annotation, biological process: amino acid transmembrane transport. Gene Ontology annotation, molecular function: amino acid transmembrane transporter activity.
AGAGGAGAGGAGAGGAGAGGAGAGGAGAGGAGAGGAGAGGAGAGGAGAGGAGAGGAGAGGAGGGGAGAGGAGGGGCAGGAUGCAGAAGCGGAGCUGCGACGUCUGAAGGUGAAAUGAACCUGAGGAGAAGCACACUGAGGAAGAAGUGGAGAUAGCAACGAAAAAACAACAACAACAACAACAACCGUCGGUGUCUUGAUCGGAACUGGUGCGUUUCCCCUCCUCGCUCUCGUGUCUCGUGGAUGCAACCAAGCGGACGCCGCCAGCCAAAGUAGACUCUCUUUUUUUCCCCUACUUCUUCUAUAUUCGAUCAGGAGAGAAGGAGAAGUUAACGCAAACAUGGCGACGUUAAUCCGGAGCAAACUGUCCAAUAAACUGUCCAACGCGGCCACGACCGUCACCAACAAAUCCCAGGCCAAAGUCAGCGGCAUGUUCGCCAGGAUGGGCUUCCAGGCCGCCACCGACGAGGAGGGGCUGGGCUUCGCCGCCUGCGACGACCUGGACUACGACCACCGGCAGGGCAUGCAGAUGGACAUCCUGCAGCGGGCCGCCGACGACAAGGCGGAGGGAGGAGGAGGGGGCGACGGCGGCCGCGGCGACGACGGCGGCCUGGAUGGGGACAGCCACUACCAGCGGGACGGCACCGGCCCGUCGCGCUCCUCCUCCAAGGACGGGGCUUCCAACAGCGACCAGUCGGAGGCCAGGCCCAAGAUCACGGCUUGGGAGGCGGGAUGGAACGUCACCAACGCCAUCCAGGGGAUGUUCGUCCUGGGUCUGCCCUACGCCAUCCUGCACGGGGGCUACCUGGGCCUCUUCCUGAUCAUCUUCGCCGCGGUGGUGUGCUGCUACACGGGCAAGAUCCUGAUCGCGUGCUUGUACGAGGAGGACGAGGACGGGCGGCCGGUGCGCGUGCGCGACUCGUACGUGGACAUCGCCAACGCGUGCUGCGCGCCGCGCUUCCCGGCGCUGGGCGGCCACGUGGUCAACGUGGCGCAGAUCAUCGAGCUGGUGAUGACGUGCAUCCUGUACGUGGUGGUGAGCGGCAACCUGAUGUACAACAGCUUCCCCAGCAUGCCCGUGUCGCAGAAGUCGUGGGCCAUCAUCGCCACGGCGGCGCUGCUGCCGUGCGCCUUCCUCAAGAACCUGAAGGCCGUGUCCAAGUUCAGCCUGCUGUGCACGCUGGCCCACUUCGUCAUCAACGUGCUGGUGAUCGCCUACUGCCUGUCGCGGGCGCGGGUGUGGGCGUGGGACAAGGUCAAGUUCUACAUCGACGUCAAGAAGUUCCCCAUCUCCAUCGGCAUCAUCGUCUUCAGCUACACGUCGCAGAUCUUCCUGCCGUCGCUGGAGGGCAACAUGCAGAAGCCCGACGAGUUCCACUGCAUGAUGAACUGGACGCACAUCGCCGCCUGCAUCCUCAAGGGCCUCUUCGCCCUGGUGGCCUACCUGACGUGGGCCGACGCCACCAAGGAGGUGAUCACGGACAACCUGCCGCCGGGCAUCCGCGCCGUGGUCAACCUGUUCCUGGUGGCCAAGGCGCUGCUCUCCUACCCGCUGCCCUUCUUCGCCGCCGUGGAGGUGCUGGAGAAGAGCUUGUUCCGGGAGGGCGGCCGCGCCUUCUUCCCGGACUGCUACGGGGACGACGGGCGCCUCAAGUCGUGGGGCCUGAGCCUGCGCUGCGGCCUGGUGGUGUUCACGCUGCUCAUGGCCAUCUACGUGCCGCACUUCGCGCUGCUCAUGGGCCUGACGGGCAGCCUGACGGGCGCGGGCCUCUGCUUCCUGCUGCCCAGCCUCUUCCACCUCAAGCUGCUGUGGAGGAAGCUGCAGUGGCACCAGGUCUUCUUCGACGUGGCCAUCUUCGUCAUCGGCGGGAUAUGCAGCAUCUCCGGCUUCAUCCACUCCAUGGAGGGGCUCGUGGAGGCCUUCAAGUACAACAUCGAGGAGUAGUACGCUCCGAGCCCGAAACGCGCGGCGCGCCCUCCUUUUCUCGCUUCUGUUCAUGCGUCAAAGCGCACGCUCGCAACCAUCCGGUCUUGCGCACCGCACCGCUCUACGCCCUCCUGUCACGAGGCCUUGCGUUAAUACGAAAAAACAAAAACGAAACAAAACAAAACAAAAAAAAAAACAAUAUGCAUUAGUCUGAUGUGGGGAUACCCAAUUCAUUGGCUUUGUACAUCCAUGAAAACAAACAAUAGUUUGCCUUCUUCCCCUUAAUCUGCUUGACUGCCUAGCAAUAUUAAAUGAGAAUUUGCAAUAAGAUAAAUCAUCCACAGCCACCACCACCCCCCCCAAAAAAAAGCCCAAACACAAUGGCAACAACCAGCACUAGAAACAUAAAUCUUAAAAAAAAAAUUAAAAAAUAAAAAAAAAAAAAGACACAACGGAAAUGAUCAGUUUCUUUCAAGUUGCUAUUUAUGUUCGAGUAAAACGAAUAUUUUUGCGUUUACUGACAAAAUAACUCUCAAUUUGGAGCACUUAUUUGCAAAAAAAGGGGGGGGGGGGGGUGAAAUAGUCAAAAUACCAAAAAUGGUCGGGUUUUUUUUGGGGGGGAGGGGGAUUAUUUUCCCCCAGAAUUGAUGCCUAGUCAAUAAAAGUACAGUAGGAGAUUGGACCUUAGAAGCAGCUAUUCAAACUAUGCAUUGAAUGUAUAAUAGUUAGCACACACACACACAAGAACUACAACCUGGAAGGGGAUAUUUAAAUAGUCAUUUUGUUUUUAAGUAGAUUGGAUAAAUUCGCACCUUUUCUUCAUGUCUUUGAUUGGCAGUUCCCAAAUCCAAAGCCUCCCUCCGCGCAUACAAAAUGCUCUUUGUCAUCACAUUCCAAACACGUGGCCUGUUAUCAACAUGAAUUGAUCAAUUCGGUGUAUGGUUAAAAAAAAAAAAAAAAAAAAAAAAAUCUUAAUUUAAAGGAAAAGAGAGUGAGGAAAACGUGCAUAUGGACAUUUUUCAUUUUGUGCAAUCAAAUGGGGUCCUGUGGAAAUGUUAUUUAAAAAAAAAAAAAAAGAAAAAGAGAAAAAACAAACAAACGUACGUGUAGUGUGUUUAUUAUUGUGGUUUCAAAACAGAUGGAAUGUAUAUCUCAAAGUCGUUAUCAUAUUGUGGAAAUAAACAUGAUUAAAAUAAGUGAAAUUAUACUGUAAAAAAAAUCGUGUGGUCUUAUGUAACGCUAAAAAGGUCAGAACAUGUAUUUUUUUUUCUCAGUAAUAAAGGACAGAAAAUGA